Messenger RNA from Ilex paraguariensis (yerba mate), 1814 nucleotides. The record is from the annotation of a GenBank genome assembly. NCBI's taxonomy places the organism in Eukaryota, Viridiplantae, Streptophyta, Magnoliopsida, Aquifoliales, Aquifoliaceae.
ACCUGAGUUAUGUUGAAAAAAUGGAGUUAGGGAGGAAAAUGGUUAAAUAUUGUGGGGGCCUUCCUUUAGCUGUGGUUGUUCUUGGAGGACUUUUGGCGACGAAAGAGACCUUGAGUGAGUGGGACAUGGUACACAAAAAUGUUAAGUCACAUCUAAGCAGAGGCAAAAGCACCGAACAUGGUGGGCGAGUGGUAGACAUAUUAGCUUUAAGUUAUGAUGACUUACCAUAUCAGUUGAAACCAUGUUUUCUUUAUUUGGGCAACUUCAAGGAAGAUUCUGAAAUAGAAGUAGAGAGAUUAUAUCAAUUGUGGAUAGCUGAAGGUAUGGUGCCAUCAGAUGAUAGAUUAGAAGAGGAAACAAUGAUGGAUGUAGCUGAACGUUACUUGGGUGAAUUAGCACAUAGGUGUAUGGUUCGAGUGCAAUUAGAGGAGGAGUCAACCAUUAGAAAGUUUAUAUCUUGUCGCCUUCAUGAUCUAAUGAGAGAGCUAUGCUUGUCCAAGGGAAAAGAGGAUAAUUUCCUCAAGUUCAUUGAUUAUCAGCAUGGAGAUGAUGAUGAGCAAGUGGAAUCCUAUGCUUCAACCAAUAAUACUCGUAGACUUGUCAUUUAUUUGGGUGAGGAGGAUGUAAGUCAAUAUGUUCCCCCAAAAAAGGAAACAGUCCGGCACCUCCGAUCACUUUUGGUCUUUGUAUCAGAUGAGUACGAGGGACGUAUGUCACGGAUGAUGAAAUCUCAAUUUAACAAUUUCAAGAUGCUCAGAGUUUUAGCUAUUGAAGGAUUAUCAUCAAAUCUUACAGACACAUAUACUAUUGAGGCUCUUGGUGUGAUAAUUGAUCAUUGGAAGUUAUCAAAAGGAAUAGGUAAUCUAAUCCAUUUGCGGUACCUGAGUUUGAGAGGGUCUGCGUGCGUUAAUUUCCCAUCAUCUAUAGGCAACUUAAAAAACUUGCAAACCCUUGAUUUAAGGAUUGAUAUCCUAUUUUUAUGGAAUGUAAAUGUGCUAAGAAAGAUGGGAAGACUAAGACAUCUAUAUCUUCCACAUUUUUAUGACAUUGAUCAUAUGUUUGUAGUAGAAAAAGUACGGUUGGAUGACUUGAGCAAACUGGAGAUACUCGAAAACUUCGAUGCAGCUUAUUGUGUGGUUAAAGAUCUUUUCAAAUUAAUCAAUCUUCGAGAAUUAACAGCACGUGUGGAGAAACUUGAGGACCUGCGAGCAAUCAUGAAGCAUGUAGGAAACAUCGCUCCGAACCACCUCCGGAACUUAUCCCUCCGUAUUGAAUGCAGAUUUUGUUCUGAAGAUGAGUUAACUCUCCUAACCCAAUUGUUAGGAUGUCCUCUACUUCAGAAGUUGGAAAUAGUUGGGCUUAUAGGUAAGUUACCUGAGCACACCCAUUUUUCUUCAAGCCUUACCCAAUUGUCUUUGUAUGGAUCUGAACUUGAAAAAGACCCUAUGGCAACGUUGGAAAAGCUUCCUAAUUUACACAAAGUCGACUUGGGGAUCGACGUCUUUAUUGGGGAGGAAAUUGUUUGCUCUGCUAUGGGCUUUCCACAACUCAAAAAUCUAGAAUUGUGGCUAUUUCCGAAUUUACAAAAGUGGAGGGUGGAUAAAGGAGCCAUGCCCAAUCUUUCUACUUUGGAAAUCCGUUCUUGCAAAAAAUUGCAGAGGGUUCCGGAGGGAUUGAAGUUCGUCACUACUCUUCAAGAGUUGGUAAUUGGUGAUAUGCCUAAUGAAUUCAACGAAAGGAUUCGAAUUGUAGACGGGCAAGAAGGAGAAGAUUUUGACAGAGUCCGACACAUCCCUUCCAUCGUCAUUUGGUGA